Mesorhabditis belari is the source of this 804-nucleotide messenger RNA. Lineage: Eukaryota; Metazoa; Nematoda; Chromadorea; Rhabditida; Rhabditidae. The record is from the annotation of a GenBank genome assembly.
AUGCUUUUUUGGGUGAUUUGGAGUGGAUUUUGUGUGUUUUCUCUGAACGGAAUCUCGGCUCGACAUCAUCUCGAAGAUGAAGAUGAUCUCACCAACAUACCCACGAUACAUGAAGCUUCACAUGUGGGUGGAUCAACAGAUCUAUUGAUUGUGCCACUUGAAGGAGAUCAACGCGUUGUCCUUCCAUCAGACACUCCAACAGUUCCCCCAAAAGUUCAAAGACGAAAGCGAGAGACAGUAACUGUAGGCUCUUAUUGUAAAUCUUAUGGCCCGAACUUUGACUUUUUCUGUCCGAAGCUUGAUGAACAGUCAAGCGAUAAUCGGAAAAUUCUCGAGAAAUUUUGCGCUCAAUAUAGAGAAUUUUGCAAGAAAAAGCCAGUUGAAAUGAGCGAAGAACUUCCGGAAAUUGAGUCUGCUGAAGUGACAAAAGCCCAAACAAAACAGAUGACAAUAGGCAAGCCUCCACUUCCCACCGAAACUUCGGACGAAGCCUCAAAAUGGGAUGAUGUUAGAGAAUGGGAACCGGAUCAAGCCGAAACAACACUGCUCUUGGCUAAAAAGCAGCACCCGUGCACUCCCGAAUGUAAUGUUGCCGUCCAUCCUCAUUGUACUCGAGAAUGCAAAUGCGAAUACGAUAAGCCGAGAAUGACGUAUUUUUGCACGGGUCCUCUCGAUAGACAGGAACUUCAUUGGUGUCAAACAUGGUUCUAUCGAUGUCCCCGACAAUCACCUUUCCAUCGCCGUGUUUGGGACGCUCAAGGGAGAACUUGGCCUGGAAGAGAAGGACUUUUGGAAGGAUUGCAA